This is a messenger RNA of Trichoderma aggressivum f. europaeum, 891 nucleotides long. RefSeq lists its product as uncharacterized. NCBI's taxonomy places the organism in Eukaryota, Fungi, Ascomycota, Sordariomycetes, Hypocreales, Hypocreaceae. The transcript has a single exon. The coding region runs from base 1 to 891 and encodes 296 amino acids. The record is from RefSeq and is a predicted model, not a curated record.
AUGCAUCUGGCAACACAUACUUGGAUGCGACCAGAGCCUCUGGAAACAACACUCAAGCGAAUCAGUCGCCUCGGAUACUCGAGCAUUGAGCUAGCUGGAGAGCCUGAUCUUUACACAGUCGAGCAAGUCCGCCCGCUUCUCGCCAAGUACAACAUCAAGUGCUGGGGCGCAGUCACAACUCAACAUGGCGCCCGAGACCUCAUCGCCUCGGAACCCCAGCAACGAAAGGACACGGUGAAAUACGUAAAGGACGUCGUUGCUCUAUCGGCUGGGCUUGGCGGCCAAAUCGUCACUGUUGUGCCUUCGACGGUUGGCAAGCUGGUUCCUACGUCUACGCCGGAGAACGAAUGGAAAUGGGCCGUCGAGGGGCUCCGCGAAGUGGCUGCCUUUGCGAAAGAAAAGGGGAUCCGAAUCGCGCUGGAGCCGUUGAACAGAUUCGAGACGUACUUUUUGAACCGUACAGACCAAGCCCUGGCUCUUGCAAAGGAAGUCGGUUACAACUGCGGCAUUGCGUUUGACGUCUUCCAUCUAGCGAUUGAGGAGCCAGACAUGUUCGCCGCGAUGCGGGCUUGCGGCCCAUACAUUGCCAAUGUCCACGUCGCCGACAACAAUCGUCUCGCGCCGGGCGAUGGGUCCUUUGACUGGCCGAAAAUCAUGGCUGCCCUGGCUGAUGUCGGCUAUGACGGCGGAGUUGCCGUGGAGUUUAUGCCGUACAUUGACCGCACCCCGGUUGGCAACUUUGGACAGAACCAGCUGGAGAAGGAGAUUGUUGAUGUGACGCCCGGACAGCUUCAAUUCAUCCUUGACCACGGAUCGGGGUUGCUUUCUGAGAGCUACUACACGGAGUUGAUGAAGCGGUCGGCUGAGACUAUGUUGCCUUAUAUGAAGUAG